This is a messenger RNA of Hevea brasiliensis (rubber tree), 2828 nucleotides long. RefSeq names its product ubiquitin carboxyl-terminal hydrolase 18. The record is from RefSeq and is a predicted model, not a curated record. Gene Ontology annotation, cellular component: cytosol; nucleus. Gene Ontology annotation, molecular function: cysteine-type deubiquitinase activity; cysteine-type endopeptidase activity. Lineage: Eukaryota; Viridiplantae; Streptophyta; Magnoliopsida; Malpighiales; Euphorbiaceae. Gene Ontology annotation, biological process: protein deubiquitination. The coding region runs from base 358 to 2526 and encodes 722 amino acids. The transcript is spliced from 11 exons.
UCAGUGAGAAAGAACUGGAGAAAGUACACAGAAAAGCUGAAACAAAGGCCCACUUGCCCUUUCUUCUUCCUAAAUGUUUUCCUUGCAACUCACAAUCCCUAAUUUCAUACUCACACCGUUUUGCUCUCCUUUACGCACCAAAGCAUUCCCAAAUCAUUGGCCAAAACCCUAAACAAUACACGGCCCUCUCUCUCUAUCUCUCUCUCUCUAUCUCCCUUUUCUUCAACUUCAAAAGCAUUUUUCUUUCAAUUUUUUAUUUUUAUUUUGAAAAAAAGGUUAAAGUAAAAAGCUUGAUAAUCAAACAGGGAAAGCUUAUAUAUAUGUGUGUAUGUUGUAUGUAUAUGAUCAAACGUGUAGAUGCAUGUCGGUGGAAUAACGGGGGAUCUGAAUUGGUUCCUUCAAUUUAUAUUCACGCUAUUUAUCAUAGCUUUAGGAUUGCUUUACCUGGUCAAGAAUACGGCGUCGAAGUACUUCGAGGUCGGCACCAAUUUCGAAGGUGGGGGCGGUGGAGGUGGCACCACUAAUCGGGAUCGUGCGGUUCCGACCAUUCAUAUGGAAAUGGAGGACUCUUCUUGUGCUAAUUGCGGCAAUAAUGGGACUAAGAGGUGCUCACGUUGUAAAUCCGUUAGAUACUGCUCAGUAAAAUGCCAAGAAGCCCACUGGAAAUCUGGGCAUAAGUCAAAAUGCAAGGAUUUUGUCAGGGUAAAUUCAACACAAAAUUCAAAAUCCAGCUUUGGAUUAAAAGCUUCAGGUAUUGAGGGUGGAGCUUUUUCUGGCAUUGCGCCGGUUCCUGCUAAUGGGACCACUAAGCUUAUAAAGAAGCCAAGAAAGGUUCUUUUCUCCUAUGAUGACUUCAUUAAACUUUACUACUGGGACAAGGCAGCAUUCCCUCCUUGUGGGCUCUUAAAUUGUGGAAACAGUUGCUUUGCCAAUGUGGUUCUGCAAUGCCUCACAUUCACACGGCCACUUGUUGGCUACUUGUUGGAGAAAGGUCAUCAAAGAGAAUGUGGGCACAAUGAUUGGUGCUUUCUUUGUGAAUUUCAAGAACAUGUUGAAAGAGUAAGCAAAAAUUCGCAUUCCUUUUCACCUAUGAGUAUCCUGUCUCGCUUGCCCAACAUUGGUGGUAAUCUUGGUUAUGGAAGACAAGAGGACGCUCACGAGUUUAUGAGGUUUGCCAUUGAUACGAUGCAAUCAGUGUGCCUUGAUGAAUUUGGUGGAGAAAAAGCUGUCUAUCCUGCCUUUCAAGAAACAACUUUUAUUCAACAUGUAUUUGGUGGUCACCUACAAUCUCAGGUGAUAUGUACAAAAUGUGACAAGAUUUCAAAUCAGUUUGAAAAUAUGAUGGAUUUAACUGUUGAAAUACACGGCGAUGCUGCAUCCUUGGAGGAAUGUCUUGAUCAAUUCACGGUCAAAGAGUGGCUUCAUGGAGAAAAUAUGUACAAAUGUGAUGGGUGCAAUGACUAUGUCAAGGCAUGGAAGCGUCUAACCAUUCAUCGGGCUCCAAAUAUUCUCACAAUUGCCUUAAAAAGAUUUCAGAGUGGGAGGUUCGGAAAACUUAACAAAAGAGUAACCUUUCCUGAGACAUUAGAUCUGAGCCCCUAUACGAGUGACGGUGAUGGUACAGAUUUAUACAAGCUUUAUGCUGUUGUGGUCCAUGUGGAUAUGCUGAAUGCUUCAUUUUUUGGUCAUUACAUCUGCUAUAUUAAGGAUUUCCAUGGAAACUGGUACAGAGUUGAUGACUGUAAGGUUCAAAAUGUUGAAUUGGAGGAAGUUCUUUCUCAGGGAGCAUAUAUGCUUUUAUAUAGCAGGGUUUCUGUUAGACCAUCAUGUCUUAGAAUCAUGGAACCUGCAAAAGAGCAGCAUCCGCCAACAAAAGUGGAAUUAGGUAGCUGCACAAACAAGAAAAUUGAAUUCACGAACCAAAAAGUCAGUUGCUUCCCAGUUCUGGAAUCUGUUCAUGCCACAAGCACUUCUGGGUCUCUAGUAUCUGAAAGGAAUUCAGAAUUUGUAAAUGAAUGUGAUGCUGCAUCAAGUUCAGCUGUUUCGAUGGAUAUUUCCUUGUGUGGAAAUGAGUCAUCUUCUAGAGUUGACUCCAAAGAUAUGGAUAUGAAUAAGUUCAAGCCUUUGCAUUCAUGUGGUACAGUGGAGGUCUCAAACUGUGAUAAGGAUGCAACAAUUGCAUUUAAUUCUGAAGCUGCAGGUGAAGAUUCAGAGCUUAUGAAUGCAAUUGAUUCUUAUUCGAAUAUGCGUGCUCCAACAGAGAUUUCUGACUGUGAGAAGGUUUCAUCUUCUGCAACCAACUCCAAAGCUGUGGUGAUAGAAGAUUCAGUCAAUACAGAUCAAGUUAACGGUGAAUCAAGUUCUGGUAUUGUGAAGGACAUCAAAGUUAACGGCACUCUCUAUUCCUUUUCAGGCAUGGCAGCAACCAAACCUCACAAUUUGAAACGUGAAUUACCCUUGAGUGGUUCAGACGAUGAUUAUAGGAACAGCGGAGCCAAGAGAGCAGAAACAACAGAGAGUUGUUGAUAAGUGUGGAACAUUUUCUCACUAAUUAUUGGUUCAUAGAUUUUUUUUUUUUAUCCCAUCAGCAAAGGAGUUGAUUAGGGAAUUUUUGUACGGGGUUCCAUUAUUUUCUGAAAUAUUGGAUGUCAUUGGUAACAAUUGUAGAUGAAGUCAACCCAAGCUACGAGGAUGUCACUACAAUACUUAGCUCUGUAUGACAUUGCUGUUGAGAGAAACAUCUGAUAAGAGUUUCACAUCUAAAAUGAUGUCUUUUCUGUAAAAAGCAGCCUUUUAGUCUCUUAAUCACAAUCUCAAAGGGAAGCGUA